GGUAUUGUUUUUUGCCCACUGUGUUAGAAUCAAUAGUUGAUAACGGGGAAUUCCUUCUUCACCUUUACCCUUAGUUUGAGAACCCUAAUCCCUUUAACUCUUACAAACCAGAGCUCUUCUCCUUCUCUCAAUUCUUUCAGUCCAAGGGGCUGCGGAUUGUCUGGUUCUCUUCCACAGAUAUAGGGUUACUGUCUGAAAUGGCAUCAGUAUCUAGUCAGCCACAGUUCCGUUACACUCAGCCACCGUCAAAGGUUCUUCAUUUGAGAAACUUGCCAUGGGAGUGCACAGAGGAAGAACUGAUUGAACUUGGGAAGCCGUUUGGAAAAGUUGUGAACACAAAAUGCAAUGUUGGGGCAAAUAGAAAUCAAGCUUUUAUUGAAUUUGCCGAUUUAAAUCAGGCUAUUGCAAUGAUAUCAUACUAUGCCUCAUCAUCAGAACCUGCUCAAGUACGAGGAAAAACUGUAUACCUACAGUAUUCAAACAGGCAAGAAAUAGUGAAUAACAAAACUGCAGCAGAUGUUCCUGGGAAUGUAUUGUUGGUAACAAUUGAGGGUGCAGAUGCACGUCUUGUCAGCAUUGAUGUCUUGCAUCUGGUUUUUUCAGCCUUUGGAUUUGUGCAUAAGAUUACUACAUUUGAGAAGACGGCAGGAUUUCAGGCACUGGUUCAAUUCUCAGAUGCAGAGACUGCCACUUCUGCUAAAGAUGCUUUGGAUGGAAGAAGCAUACCUAGGUAUCUUCUUCCUGAGCAUAUGGGACCAUGUACCCUUAGGAUCACGUAUUCUGGACAUUCAGAUUUAAGUGUGAAGUUUCAAAGUCACAGGAGCAGAGACUAUACUAAUCCUUACCUUCCCGUUGCUCCAUCAGCUGUGGAGGGAAGUGGACAGGCUAUGGUUGGAUUGGAUGGGAAAAGACUAGAGACUGAGAGCAAUGUUCUUCUUGCAUCUAUUGAGAACAUGCAAUAUGCUGUGACAUUGGAUGUCUUACACAUGGUUUUCUCUGCUUUUGGACCUGUUCAAAAAAUUGCGAUGUUUGAUAAGAAUGGUGGUUUGCAGGCUCUGAUUCAAUAUCCAGAUACUCAGACAGCUGUCGUUGCCAAGGAAGCCUUGGAAGGCCAUUGCAUAUAUGAUGGAGGUUUUUGCAAGCUUCACAUAUCAUAUUCACGACAUACUGAUCUUAGUAUAAAGGUGAAUAACGAUAGGAGCAGAGACUAUACUAUUCCUAAUACGCCUAACGCCCAACCCUCAAUUUUAGGGCAACAAUCUGGGCAACAAUCUGCUCCUAUGGUGGGUCCGCCUGGCCAACCGUACAAUGGGUCUCAGACUGGAUGGGGGACAGGUCCACCAGCAGGGGUUCAGUCUAUGCCAAUGCAGAUGCACAAUAAUGUUUAUAUGCCACCUGGAAGCAUGCCGCAACAAAUGGCCCCAGGAAUGCAAUUUCCAAGUCACAACUCAUCACAGCCUACAACAACAUUGCCCGCAUAUGGAUCUGAUCGUGCUCAAUAGCAUGCAUCUCUUGCAUCUAAAAUAGAUCUGCAUUCGUUAACAAAGUCAGCUGGCUUCUGCAAGAGUACGAGGACUGUCAUUUAAAUUAGGGUACCAUCUGGUGACAUUGGUCUCCAUUUGUUGACCGAGUUAUUCUGAACCUCAAAUGGGCCACUUCUCCAUCUUUCCCUUUUAUUGUUUUCCAGAUGUUGAAUAUUGAAUAUGGAAAGUCUGUAAGCAAUUGAUCAACAACUUUUGAAUCUCUUAGUUUGAAACAAUGUUCUGUUUUAAUUGAUCUGUGCUUGAAAAUGAUAUUAGAAAAGCAAUCCAGCAUAAUCGAUUUUGUAUA
Molecule: messenger RNA, 1830 nt
Organism: Vigna radiata var. radiata (mung bean)
Lineage: Eukaryota; Viridiplantae; Streptophyta; Magnoliopsida; Fabales; Fabaceae
Product: polypyrimidine tract-binding protein homolog 2
Exons: 11
Coding region: 198-1502 (434 amino acids)
Biological process (GO): regulation of RNA splicing
Cellular component (GO): nucleus
Molecular function (GO): mRNA binding
Source: RefSeq, a predicted model, not a curated record